This is a messenger RNA of Punica granatum (pomegranate), 1133 nucleotides long. Lineage: Eukaryota; Viridiplantae; Streptophyta; Magnoliopsida; Myrtales; Lythraceae. The record is from RefSeq and is a predicted model, not a curated record.
UACCGACCUCUUGAUCCCUUCAAAUUUCCCAUUUCUCUCUCUCCAAACCCAAUUUCUCUUUCUCCUUCUCUCUCUCUCUCUCUCUGUACUUCCCAUUUUCCUUGCCCUCUCUCGCUCUUUCUCCCCCUCUCGCUCUAGCCCUGCGCGUCGAAGAAAUCUUCUCAGAAAUGGCUCAACGAACAGAGAAGGAAGAGACCGAGUUCAAGGUGCCAGAAACCCUGACCCUCUGCGCCAACAACUGCGGCGUCACCGGUAAUCCCGCCACCAACAACAUGUGCCAGAAGUGUUUCAACGCGACCACGGCCAGCUCCUCCUCCUCCUCGUCCUCCGUCUCUAGCUCGUCGGCCACCAUCUCGGCGGUAGCCACAGCCAGCAGCUCGGUUCUCAGCUUCUCGGCCGAGAAGAGUCCCAGAUCUAGGUCGUCUCGAUCGCCUGACCGCAGCGGUUCUUCGAUUGUGAUGAUAAGGAAGCAGGUCCAGGCAUCGACGGCCCCCGAGACGGAGUCAACGGCGAGGAGGGAGGUGAAUCGGUGCUCGGGUUGCAGGAGGAAGGUAGGUCUGACCGGGUUCCGGUGCCGCUGCGGGGAGCUUUUCUGUGCGGAUCACCGGUACUCGGAUCGACACGAUUGUAGCUACGACUACAAGGCCGCUGGUCGGGAGGCGAUCGCGAGGGAGAACCCGGUGGUCAAAGCUGCGAAGAUCGUUAGAGUUUGAUGUCACGAAUUUGACGGAGCUGGCUGGCUGGCAAAUAUGGAAACUCCCCCCCUACCUUAUACAACGAGAUUCGAUCUCGCCGUCUUUCCCAACGGCGGGAAGAGGGUAUUUCGAGAAGAAGGCAUCCAAAGCCCAAAUCAUCAAUCAAUCACCGGAAAAAAAAAUUUGAAGAAGAUGAACAGAAUUCGGAUGGGAUGUGAUGUGCCGUGCUGGGCUGUGCUCGUUGGUGGUCAAUCAAAAUCUUCAAUUAUCUAUUUUUCUUUUUCAAUUUGUCGUGCCUUUUUUUUUCUCUAUCUUUUUCAUUGAAACUUGUUUCCUUUUUUUCUUUUCCUUAAAUAGUUUGGAUUAAUUAAGAAGAUUAAUAGAUAAUUAUGGCUUGCGGGGUGGCGUGAUUUUGUGAAUGGGAGACUUCUUUCCUCC